AUGGAAAAAGGGGCCUCUGCCGAUCCGGCAGACGGCCUCGCUCCGCUCCUCGCCCUCCUCGGCCUCUCGUCGGUGCCAGACGAUCCUGCCGCCGUGACCAAGGCGUACAAGCGUGCGCUCCGCAAGCGGCCCUCCGCAGUGCACGAGCUGCGGCACGCUGCCGAGGCGUUGAAGACGGCCGAGUCGCGUGCCGCGUACCUCGAGGCUGCCGCUGCGCCUGCAGAGCCGGGUGCGCCGCUCGCCAUCGGGAGGUGGUCGCUCCCAAUCUCCUCGUGCGGAGCGCCUUCCCGUGCCAACGUCCCGGCGUAUGGCAGCGCCUCAGCCCGCGGCCGGCGGCCAACGAUGGAGGACGAAGUCUCGGUCGGAGCGCCGAUCUGCGGCGCGCACAUGUUUGCGCUGCUCUGCCCGAUCCACCGGCCGACCGAGCCGACCGAGGCGGCGCGGCUCGCGAAGGCUGGUGCAGAGGUGUCGUCGACGGGGCGGUGCGGCGGGCUCGCCGUCUCGCGCGCCUUUGGCGACGCCGAGCUCAAGGCGAGGCCGGCACACGCCCCCGGACACGUGUCGGGCACGUCCCGGUAG
Messenger RNA from Emiliania huxleyi CCMP1516, 579 nucleotides. RefSeq lists its product as hypothetical. The coding region runs from base 1 to 579 and encodes 192 amino acids. The transcript is spliced from 4 exons. NCBI's taxonomy places the organism in Eukaryota, Haptophyta, Isochrysidales, Noelaerhabdaceae. The record is from RefSeq and is a predicted model, not a curated record.